AAACAGGAAUGGAAGAAAAUAGAGAUAAUGUGUCUGCCCAAGAAAGAACUUCUGAGAGAAAUUUGCGUCGUCGUACCAGAUAUGCACAGAUGUCACCAGAGAGAAAGCAAUUAUUUUUAUCCGAGCUAAGAGAAAAAAGGGCUGAGUCAAAAAGACAAAAACUCCUUCAUCAAUCAAAUACUACUGGCGCUCUUAGAAUCAGUAGUUCCUCAUUAUCUCCUCAGGAAGUUGAAGCUUCUGAAGCCACAAACCUACCAGUUACUUUAACUACAGGACAGCAUCAAUCAAAUAGUACUGGCGCCCUUACAAUCAACACUUCUUCGUUAUCUCCUCAACAAGGUUAG
This is a messenger RNA of Solanum pennellii, 344 nucleotides long. RefSeq lists its product as uncharacterized. NCBI's taxonomy places the organism in Eukaryota, Viridiplantae, Streptophyta, Magnoliopsida, Solanales, Solanaceae. The record is from RefSeq and is a predicted model, not a curated record. The transcript has 2 exons. The coding region runs from base 9 to 344 and encodes 111 amino acids.